AUGCUCCGGGCGGGAGGAGGAGGAGGAGGAGGAGCAGCGCGUUUAGUCGAGGAAAGAGAACUUUUGGUAGCACUGAUCAAGGAGUGUGGAGAUGCCCAAGACCUCAGCGAGGCUCGCCGCCUCCACUCCCACAUCCUCAACACCGCCCACAACCGGAACCGCUUGGUGGCCAACUUCACCAUCGAGAUGUAUGGCAACUGCGGCAGCGUGGAGGACGCACGUCGCGCGUUUGAGUCCAUCACCCAGCCCAACCUCUUCUCCUGGAGCAUCAUCACCCAGGCGUAUGCCCAGAAUGGGCAUGUUGCCGAGGCCAAGAACCUGUUCGACAGGAUGCCGCAGCGGAAUCUCGUGUGCUGGAACACUCUCAUGUCCGGGCUCGCGCAGGUCGGUCAGGCAAGCCAGGCUCGCUCCGUCCUACUCAAGAUGCCGCAGCACGGCGUCGUCUCCCUCAACAUCCUUCUCGGAGCGUAUGCCCAACUCGGGCAUGUGUCGGAUGCCAAGUCCGUGUUUGAUGCGAUUCGACAGCCCAAUACGAUCUCCACGAACCUCAUCAUCUCCGCUUACGCCCAGGCCGGCCACCUCCAAGCCGCCGAGGACGUCUUCUCGGCUGGCUGCUGUCCGGUGGACGAGAUCUCCUGGAACACUCUGGCCAUGGGCUACUGCCAGAGCAAGCAAAUGGAGCGUGCCAAGGCUGUGUUUGAUGCGACACCGCAGCCCAGCGUGUUCUCGUGGACCAUUCUCCUGCAGGGCUAUGCGCAAGCUGGGGAAGUUGGCAAGGCCAGGCUCGCUUUCGAGCGGAUGCCCGCGUGGAACAAGGUGGCGUGGACGGCCAUGGUGGCGAGCUACGGCGAUCAGGGCUUGACGGGCGAGGCGUGGAGGGUGUUUGAGCAGGCCCCGCACAAAGACCUGGUGCUCUUCAACGCCAUGGCCGCGGCGUAUGCUCGAAACGGGCUUUGCGACGAAGCGGACGCGCUGCUGGGGAGAAUGCCGGCGUGGAGCGUCAUGACAUGGAACACCGCCGUGUCCGUGCGCGCGCUCCACGGUCGCCUCGACUCCGCCAAGGCGCUGUUUGACGCCUCUCCGGCACCCGACAUCGUGACAUGGAACUGCCUGGUGGCGGGGUACACGGGCAGCGGCCGGCUUGCGUCGGCCGUGGACAUUCUGGCCAAGAUGCCGGUGUGGAGCUCCAUCGGCUGGAACGCACUGCUUCGCGCCUACUCGCUUGCCGGGGACGUUGGCAGCGCGAAGGCGCUGUUCGACGCAAUGCCCGACCCGGACGUGGUGGCAUGGACGGAGAUGACGUCGGUGCUGGCCAGCGCGGGGCUGGGCGAUGCCGCCAUGACCAGCUUCCAGGAGAUGCAGCUGUCGGGGCAGCAGCUGGACGACAUGGUGAUGACAAGCAUCCUGUCGGCGUGCAGCCAUGCCGGGCUGGUCGUCGAGGGUGUCUUCCUGUUCGCCACAAUGUGUAGCGACCAUGGGAUGGCGGCAGCGCGGGAGCAUUGGUCGUGCAUGGUGGACUUGCUCGGGCGGGCUGGCCGCGUGGGAGAUGCGCACCAUAUCAUGGCCGAGAUGCCAAUCGACCCGGAUCCGGCCACGUUCAAGUCGUUCCUCAGUGCCUGCCGCAACGCUCCCCCUAUAGUUGAAGUCAUGGCAUCUGCGCGCGGGGCCGCCGAGGCCAUCACCCACCUCGAGCCCGGCCGCUCCUACCCCUACGUGCUUCUCGCCAACCUCAGUCAACCCUGGUCAUGA
Molecule: messenger RNA, 1749 nt
Organism: Selaginella moellendorffii
Lineage: Eukaryota; Viridiplantae; Streptophyta; Lycopodiopsida; Selaginellales; Selaginellaceae
Product: pentatricopeptide repeat-containing protein At4g02750
Exons: 1
Coding region: 1-1749 (582 amino acids)
Biological process (GO): RNA modification
Molecular function (GO): protein binding; RNA binding
Source: RefSeq, a predicted model, not a curated record